AUGGAGGAGCUAAACGUAACAACAAUUUCUAAGUUGGCAACGUUAGGAGGUGAAGAAUCAGAUGAAGAAUCGGAUUUCAUUCCGUCCUUUACAAAACCUACACGCCUUCCACCUUCACUGUCGACGCUGGACGUAGUAAAUGAAAAAGUUGAUUUACUAGAGGAUAAAGAAUGGCUAAUUAGGAAUAAGCGUAGAUCAUCGACCACUUCCACACUUCGAGAUCAGUCAGAACAUUUUAAUGACCAUAAUCAGACCUUAGGAGGCAGAAGAGGAAGCUUGAAACUAAAUAAUGUUGAUAAGAUUAUCAAAAUGUGUGCUAUGGCUUGUGCAUGUACCUUUGGAAUAGGGAGUCAUUUUGUCUCUCAUGUUAUUGGACCUAUGAAGGGAAUAUUAAUGGAGAAACUUAAUCUUACAAACACUCAAUUUUCACUAUUAGUCGCAUCGCUUACUUUAUGUAAUACUAUAAUUCCAAUAGUUUCAGGGUUACUUGUAGCUAAAUUUGGUACAACUCGAAGUUCUAUUGUUGUAACUACCGUAAUUUUAAUUGGCACACUUAUUGUAACAGCCGCAGCUUGGACUGGUAGAGUUGGAUUAAUGAUCUUUGGGUUUAUAAUAUUUGGCAUGGGGUUGGCGCCUUUGACAAUCGUCCAAGAAACAAUCAUUGUUCAGUUUUUUCAAGGGAAUGGCUUGGGAUUUGCUUUAGCUGCUGGUAUGACAUUGGGAAGAUUAGCAUCAUUUCUCGCAACUGUAUUGGCUGUACCAUUGUCCAUGGUGCCAUCAUUUGAAUAUCGUAUGCCUUUCAUUGUAGCCACAUUUACAUGCUUUUUAUCUUGGAUAAUGAAUAUUAUAUAUGUAUGUCUUUUAAGGCAUGCUAAUAAUAGAAAUCGCUCAAAGGAAGGAGUUGCAUUUUAUCAAGUAGUUGAAAAUAAAACAGUCCAUUGGCAUGCUAUAUUUACACUUUCCGACAUCUUUUGGUGGUCAUUAGUUGUAGGUGUUUUAUUCGGUUCUUGCGUAAUACCAUUUCUUCAUUUAUCCAGCAUUGUUCAUCCGUUAUCACCGAUCCUUCUUUUUGCUAUUGCCUACUCCAUAGUCCCACUUACUAUGGUUACUCUUAUUCCAUUGCUUACAAAGCAUGUGUCCACUGGUCUUGGACUUCAUAAAAGUGUAGACAAUCUUGGUGCUACAUUAUGCCAAACAAUAGCUGGUUUGUUGCUUGAUGCACAUGCAACGAAAAAGACAUAUAUAAUAGAUGAAAAUGGUGUUGAAUUAGGUCAUGAAGAUGACGAUUUAGUUGCGUUGAAGAUGUUUACAGUUUUAAGUUUAUUAGCUGUUGUGAGCUGUUGUUUAUUUUGGUGGGCAGAUAAAAAGUACAGAGCAGGGAGUCUCGACUCAAUAAAUACUGGUCACGAUAUUCAUGAUAAUAUGGAUUACGGACAAUUACGUGAAAAUGAUGAGGUAAAUAGUGACGGGCGAAUACUCUCAAUGAGCAUGAUCGAUCAAACUACCCUUUCAAAAACAGCAAUAUUAAAAAAAAAGAAAAGGACCACAAUAUAUAUGUGGAUAAUGGGCCUGAUGCUUUCUAUAUGUUGGAUUGUCUUUGGAGUGGUUGCUUAUGAGAAGGCUGGAGUACAUGCGACUGCCAAUGUUAAAUUAGAUAGUGCAGUUGGUGGGGAAUGA
Messenger RNA from Cetraspora pellucida, 1677 nucleotides. The record is from the annotation of a GenBank genome assembly. NCBI's taxonomy places the organism in Eukaryota, Fungi, Glomeromycota, Glomeromycetes, Diversisporales, Gigasporaceae.